AUGAUUGAAGCCAUGCCCAUCGUGUCUGCAAGCACAGGGCUCCAUGAGACUCUGGCCCUGCUCACCUCUCAGCUCCACCCUGAUGCAAACCAUAAAGAGGACUUGGUCUUCCUCAAAGAUGUCUUCAGUGAGAAGAGCCUUGGUUACCUCAUGAAGAUCCAUGACAAACUGAGGCAGUAUGAGAAACACAGCCCAACUCCUGUUCUACACAGCGCCUCCUGUCUGGCAGAGGAUCUGGCAGAGGAGCUUCAGAAUGGAGCGCUGGAGGACGAUGAGAGAGAACUUCUUCUCCUGCUGAGCACUCCUCACCUCAAGGCGGUGCUGUCAGCCCACGACACAGUGGCCCAGAAGAACUUUGACCCGGUGCUGCCGCCACUGCCGGAGGAUCUGGACGACGACCUGGAGGAAGAGUCGGUCAAGAUAGUCCGCCUGGUGAAGAACAAGGAGCCCCUGGGAGCAACGAUCCGGAGAGACGAGGCAACAGGUGCUGUGAUCGUGGCCAGAAUCAUGAGGGGAGGAGCAGCUGACCGCAGCGGUCUGGUGCACGUUGGGGAUGAGCUUCGCGAGGUCAAUGGAAACCUGAUAACCCACAAAAGGCCAGAUGAAAUCAGUCAGAUUCUGUCCCAGUCACAAGGCUCCAUCACGCUGAAAAUUAUUCCAGCUGUUGCAGAGGAAGACAAGCUGAAGGAAAGCAGGGUCUACCUCCGGGCUUUGUUUGACUACACGCCCUACGAGGACAAGGCCACGCCGUGCCAAGAGGCGGGACUUCCCUUCAAGAGGGGCGACAUUCUUCAGGUUGUUAGCCAGGAGGACGCCACCUGGUGGCAGGCCAAGAGGGUCGGCGACUGCAACCUGCGCGCUGCCCUCGUCCCCUCUACGCAGUUCCAGGAGAGGCGCCUAAGAUACAGGAUGAAAAUGGGUUCUUUCCCCACCCCCGUGUCCCCCAAAGCUCCUACAUAUGAUCGUGCUGAGAGAGAAGACUGUGACAGAGAGGGUGCUCUGAAUGGAAAAGACAUAGUUUCUCCCAAGAGUAAGGCAGCCCCUGCCUUCUGUGGCCAUGCUUUCUCAUGGGAUUUUUACUCAGCCGGCCUGCGCAGAAGUUUCCGCCUCAGGAAAGAUCGUCCGUGUUCACCAGGAGAACCUCAAACUCCAGAUGCCAAUCACACAGAGUUCCUGAUUUACGAAGAAGUAACGCAAUACUUGCCCCGCCCUGGUGAAAGGCCUCGGCUCAUAGUCCUGAUAGGUUCCCUGGGAGCUCGAAUCACUGAGCUCAAACAGAAGGUGAUCGCUGAAAAUCCUCGACGUUAUGGUUUGGCCGUGCCUCACACCACUCGAGCCAGGAAGUGUCACGAGAGGGAAGGAGUCGAGUACCACUUCAUCACCAAAGCCGCUUUCGAGGCCGACAUCCAGAAUAACAAAUUUAUUGAAUAUGGGGAAUAUAAAGAUAAUUUGUAUGGCACCAGUUUGGAAUCCAUUCACCGAAUUUUGGAUCAAAAGAAGGCCUGUCUGGUGGAUGUGCAGCCAGAGGUGCUGAGGACUCUUCGUACCUCUCACUUCAAACCUUAUGUCAUCUUUGUAAGGCCUCGCAUCUAUGAUAGUCAAAGGAAACCUCUUGGCUCCUCUUCCUCACUCAGCUUAGGAGUCACGGAGGAUGACCUACAGGAAAUGAAACAGUCAGCUGAGCGGAUGGACGAGUGCUACGGCCAUUGGGUGGACUACAUCUUGGUGAAGGAGGACCCAGUCAGUGCCUUAGCUGAGCUCCAGGUCGUACUGGAGAGGGUGCAGAUGGAGCCUCAGUGGGUGCCUGUGUCCUGGCUGAGGAGCUAA
Molecule: messenger RNA, 1827 nt
Organism: Chelmon rostratus (copperband butterflyfish)
Lineage: Eukaryota; Metazoa; Chordata; Actinopteri; Chaetodontiformes; Chaetodontidae
Product: MAGUK p55 subfamily member 3-like
Exons: 19
Coding region: 1-1827 (608 amino acids)
Cellular component (GO): cell-cell junction; plasma membrane
Molecular function (GO): protein binding
Source: RefSeq, a predicted model, not a curated record